Molecule: messenger RNA, 366 nt
Organism: Mesorhabditis belari
Lineage: Eukaryota; Metazoa; Nematoda; Chromadorea; Rhabditida; Rhabditidae
Source: the annotation of a GenBank genome assembly
AUGCAAAGAAAACCUAUUGGCUGGACCCUACGGCGAGAAGGUCCUCAUUCCCAAAUGUCAGAAGUGCAAGUGGCCUUUUACCUUCUACUACAAAAACCAUGUGAAUUGUUGUGUGGUCACGCUAUUUGCGAACAAUGUUUUAACCACCACAAGCUUCCGGGAAAUGAAGUUGACUGGGGAUACAAGUAUGGCAUCGUUUGUCCACUUUCCAAUUGUCCAAAGAGCAAUCUUCGUGACGCAGUCCAAUUCCAAGGUAUUGUGAAAGGUGAAAAGAAGAAAGUACUUGUGGAUGCAGAUGGUUUCCAGAAAGGUGUUCAUCACAGGGAAGAAUUGAAAGAAUCAUCAAGCCUCGUCGAUCCACUCAAG